AUGAUCAAAACAAUUCUUGCUACCAUUGCAGCAAUUUCAACUUCAAUUGGUUUUGGAGUUUUGGCUACACAACCCACGAGACAAGAUCCUUAUGGGGAAUCUGUUAUUUCACAAAAUUCGAAUAAUCCUUCGUCUAUUGUUCAAACUAAUCUAGAUGCCGCUAUCAAGUAUGAAAAUUUGCAGCGUGAAGUUGAAAUUAUCAAUCAAAAAAUUCAAGAUUUAAUGUCACAACUUUCCACUCAGGGAAAAUUAAUCGAAACUUUGAAAACUAAACUGGAAAUGGUAGAAUUGAAAUGGGUAACUUCUAUUGUGGAAUUAACAAGGAAACAAGAUGGAGUUAUUUGGACUUGUUUGAUUGCAGGAGGUGGAUUAUUAACAAUUUUCCUUAUUUACAAGUUUAUUUUAAGGAAGAAGAAAGUUUUUUCAAAGUUAUUCGAAACAAAUUCAUCUCCUCCUCAGAAAGUCCCAAAUCCAAAACCUUCUACAAUUCUGUACUAUUACCUUGCAGAGAAGGAAUUUUUUGAUGUACAUUUUCAAAAAAUACUCUCCUCACUCAAUUCUCAUUCGAAUGUUAAAUUUGAAAGAGUUUCCAAUCAAUCUCAAAGUCAUUUCACAAUUCUAAACUUUAGCAAUAGACAGAGAAUGGGUAAUAACGUUCCAGAUUCCAUCAAUCAAUACCUUUCCAUUGGUGGGAAUGUGAACAGCACUGAAUGGGCUAAUAAUGAAGUGAGAUUAUUUAGUGAUGAGAAUGGAAAUGUUGAUUGGAAUGAAGAUGUCAUUGAAACUCUUAUUAAGCUGGGAAAUAAAUUAGAUUAA
Messenger RNA from Naegleria gruberi, 816 nucleotides. RefSeq lists its product as uncharacterized. The transcript has a single exon. The coding region runs from base 1 to 816 and encodes 271 amino acids. The record is from RefSeq and is a predicted model, not a curated record. NCBI's taxonomy places the organism in Eukaryota, Heterolobosea, Eutetramitea, Acrasida, Naegleriidae.